Chelonus insularis is the source of this 1335-nucleotide messenger RNA. RefSeq names its product Ras homolog enriched in brain (gene Rheb). Gene Ontology annotation, biological process: small GTPase-mediated signal transduction. The record is from RefSeq and is a predicted model, not a curated record. The coding region runs from base 311 to 859 and encodes 182 amino acids. Lineage: Eukaryota; Metazoa; Arthropoda; Insecta; Hymenoptera; Braconidae. The transcript has 5 exons. Gene Ontology annotation, molecular function: GTPase activity; GTP binding; GDP binding. Gene Ontology annotation, cellular component: plasma membrane.
UACAUAUACAUGUAUGUAUACAUAUUGCGCGCAUUAGUGCAAAAUCAGAAGCUAAAAUAAAGUUAUUACGCGCUUUGAUUAAUCUCCAGUAUACAACGUAGUAGUCCAGAGCAAAAUUCCACAAGAACGGUAAAAAUAAAUAGCAAGAAAAACAGCAUUAAAUACUGAAAUGAUGAUUUGAUGCCAGGCUAUCAAUGGGUCAAGUACAAUACUAAAUACGGAAUCAAAGAGUAAAAGAGUAACUCAACUGGAGUAUGAUCACUUGUCUACGAAGAUCAUUCGAAGAUUUGAGAUUAAUUAUUAAUGUAAAAUGCCACCGAAGCAGAGGAAAAUAGCUAUUAUGGGAUAUAGAUCUGUAGGAAAAUCUUCAUUAAGUAUUCAAUUUGUUGAAGGACAAUUUGUAGAUUCUUAUGAUCCAACUAUUGAAAAUACUUUUACAAAGAGUACACGUGUACAUAGCCAAGAUUAUGAACUUAAAUUAGUUGAUACAGCUGGUCAAGAUGAAUAUAGUAUAUUUCCUACACAGUAUUCUAUGGAUAUUCAUGGCUACGUAUUAGUAUAUAGCAUAACAAGUGCUAAAAGCUUUGAAGUUGUACAGAUUAUUUAUGACAAAUUACUUGAUAUGACUGGAAAAGUUCAUGUCCCUAUUGUGUUGGUGGGAAACAAAACAGAUUUAUAUGUAGAUCGAAUGGUGACUACUGAACAAGGAAAAAAGUUAGCUGAAAAAUGGCAAGCUGCGUUUCUGGAAACCAGUGCAAAACAAAAUGAAUCAGUUGCAGAUAUAUUUCACACGUUGCUGAUAGCAAUUGAAAAAGCUGAUGGAAAUGUUCAAGAAAAAUCAAAUUGUUUAAUAUCCUAAAUGAAUUAUUUAAUUAAAUAAUUAAUUAAUUAAUAGAAGAAAAUAUAAACUUAAAAAAUUUAAAAAAUAGACCGAGAUACCAUUCUGUAGAUUCAAUGUGUUUGUUCAUCACCAGAAAGGUCACGAUAAAAUAUUUGCAUUUAAUUAUCAAUUAUUAUUAAUAUUAAGUAUUUCCCCUCAUUUUUCUUCUUCACUUCUUCUGACUCUUCUGAACAUUACUUGUAAAUAUAUAUUAUUAUAGUUUUGUCAUGAAAUAAAAAAAAGAUAGUAGAUAUGAUUAUUUUUUGUAAAGAAAAAUAUUUUUUCUAUGUCAACGAUUUUGAAGAUUCAUGAGGUAAUUUAUGAUAUCGUUGAAAUUUAUUUUCUCUGAGCUUCAUAGCAUUAUUAGAAUUUGAAACUUUUGUUUUUGUAUUACAGAAACAAAUCGAGUAUUUUGUUAAUUUACUCGUAAAAAUAUAAUGUUUAUUUACUUACAA